Messenger RNA from Lymnaea stagnalis (great pond snail), 141 nucleotides. The record is from the annotation of a GenBank genome assembly. Lineage: Eukaryota; Metazoa; Mollusca; Gastropoda; Lymnaeidae.
CUCUCACUGGAGAGAUUAAAUAUGAAGAAGGUGGAGAGCAGCUCCCUUGUGUUGGAGAAUGAACAGCAACUACAGCAGUAUGAAAAAUGUCUUGAUAAGAUAGCCAAUCAUGUGGUUCAGGCCUUGUUGGCUAAAAGGUAG